AUGAAUAAGAAAGUGUGUCAAUGGUUCAAAACUGUAUGGGAUUAUUUUCCUGAUGAAUUGGAUAGUGAUGAAAACUAUAAAUUUGCAUAUGGUGAUCAAAAUUUCAAAAAGUAUUGUACUAGUAAUAGUUGUGAUAGUAAUUUCAAAAAAAUUAAUGCUGCAUGUUUAUAUUUGUUUAAUGCAUUCUUUGGGAAUUCCUUUUCGUUUAAAGAUAAUGCAAAAAAUAACAUCGAUGUUGUUAAUUACAUUAUUAUAUGGUUAAGUUAUAUGUUAAGCCUAAAAAAAGAAAACGGAAUCAAUAAAUUAAACGAUUUCUAUACUGAGCAUAUAGAAAAAAAUACGCAUUAUAAUCAGGAUAUAAGAGAUGUUAGUGAUUAUAAGAAUUAUAAGGAUCUUAUAGAAAAAAAAAAGGAUUUGUUGAAUAUGGAUAUAAAUAAUAAUAUUAUAUCUGAAUUAUAUGAUGCAUUUAAAUCAUUAUAUGAAAUGUAUUCUGCAUUUGGUGAUAUCAUGACAAAUUGCAAAAAAUGUUCGGAUAAAGCUAACAAAUUUGUCGAAAAAUAUAAAAAACUUAAUGGAAAUCCUAGUAUUACUAGUAAUAGUCCCUAUAAUCAAGCAUUGUUUACUUUAUUAACUGAUUAUAAUAAAUUAAAAGAUAAAUGUAAAGACGAUAAAGAUAGCAAUUUUCCAACCCUUCCAGAGAUAAAAACAUCACAAAUUCCUGUAAAAGGUUCUGAAGAAAUUGUACAAAAUUCGGAUGUUACAUCAUCAAGUUUGUCGAUAGUAAGCAAAUUAAUUCCAAUUUUAUCGAUAUUUGGUGCAAUAUCAAUUUUUUUAGGAAUUUCUUAUAAGUAUUCGUUAUUUGGAUUUCGGAAGCGAUCUCAAAAACAUUUAAGAGAAAAGCUAAAAAAAUAA
Molecule: messenger RNA, 912 nt
Organism: Plasmodium yoelii
Lineage: Eukaryota; Apicomplexa; Aconoidasida; Haemosporida; Plasmodiidae
Exons: 3
Coding region: 1-912 (303 amino acids)
Source: RefSeq, a predicted model, not a curated record